AACCCACAAUAACCAACAUACUAAAGCGAAUGAACCAAAAUAUUAGUCCACAUUAAUGCAGGUCGCUGAUAUUCAUAUUUGUGACCGACACAUGAAACCAAUUGCUGAUCUAAGCGAUUUGUAUGUUCUUGAGCAAACCAAACACUUCAAGCUCAGUUGUAUAUAGUCUGCAUUCGAAGAUGGUCACACAGAUAGUUCCCUUUAUUUUGCUUGUUCUUGCUCAGGCAACUCCAAAUGCAUCGUGGCGGCUUUUGACAAAGACUGGAUUCAACGAGUCAACUUACAGUGUGCGUCACCUUUCGAUGCAUUACUCGCGAGUAUUUCUCAGUAUCUCCGUAAAAGGGAACGAUUCCCCAACACUUAUUGAGACCCAGUGGCAGGUUUCGCACUUCCCAAUGACAACUGUGAUAUUUCCUCACCGGAAUAUACAUGCCAAUGGAGCUCAUUCCGAUUGUACAUUGCUGCAGCAAGCACAUUGGUCACAGGUGGACGGCCUGAGUCGCCUGUGGGUUAUGGAUAUCGGUUGGCCGGACAGCAGGUGCCGGCCCAGGCUGUUUGUUUUUGAUUUGAUACGCAAUAAUGAAGAGCUCCUGAGAAUUGACUGCGGUCAGCACAUUGACGUCAAAGACACCCAAAGUUUGGUUGUUAGAUUCGGACCCAAGGCAAAAAGCUCCAAACUUGAACGACACAUAUACUUUAUUCUGGGCCAUGGCCCGCAUAUUCUGACCUACGACAUACUAGAGCAGACCUGGAAAAAUCGAUCCUUGAAAAGUCACAAGUACGAGAGCAUGCAACAGUCCUUCCCCAUCAAGCCAAUUGACUUUACCUUUGGUCUUCAGGGCGAAUUAAUAGUUGCCGAUAAAGAUGGUGGGAUCUAUAGCUCCUUGGACAGUCUGCAAUGGGAAGAUAACUCUGAAUUAACCUCCAGUUCUUUAAAAUCACACAUACAAGUUACCCGCCUGGGCACUCUUUUGGGAAACGGUCGCAGCAUGAUCAUGGACAGCUUGGGCACCUUGUACUAUGUCAUACCAAAGUUUGGAGCGGUUGUACGGUGUGUCCAGCUGGCUAACAUCACUGCUGAGGGAAACGAAAUCAUCUAUAUGACAUCGAAAAACUUACAGCAAAUAUUUUUUGGAAACAAUGGCGCCGUGUGGGUACUAAGUGAUCGGGUCUUGAAAACGCAACAAAUGUGUUUUCCGGGAAUGCUGUAUAACGAUGUAUUUUAACUUUUAUUUACAGUAAUUUAGUAUAUUAACCAAAA
Messenger RNA from Drosophila guanche, 1261 nucleotides. RefSeq lists its product as uncharacterized. The transcript has a single exon. Gene Ontology annotation, cellular component: extracellular region. The coding region runs from base 123 to 1226 and encodes 367 amino acids. Lineage: Eukaryota; Metazoa; Arthropoda; Insecta; Diptera; Drosophilidae. The record is from RefSeq and is a predicted model, not a curated record.